Molecule: messenger RNA, 1057 nt
Organism: Trichoplusia ni (cabbage looper)
Lineage: Eukaryota; Metazoa; Arthropoda; Insecta; Lepidoptera; Noctuidae
Product: circadian clock-controlled protein-like
Exons: 5
Coding region: 277-1005 (242 amino acids)
Source: RefSeq, a predicted model, not a curated record
UAGUAAGUAAUAAAAAGCAGUAGGCUUAGUUAAAAAUGUACAUAAAAUGUGCCUCAAUCCCAAAGGUACAGAACUUAAUAAAAAUAAUUAUUAUGUUAAUCAAAGUUUACUGUACGUAUCAUCAAGGUGAGAAUCCUGAUACAAAAAAUAGGUCGCCCCGAUGACCUUCAGAGCAAUAUAUAUAUCACGCGGUUUCGUCAAAUCAGUACCAGUUUCAUCCCACAUCCCAUAGAAGGAACAACAAUUAAUUAUUUUAAAUUCAAUAAUUUAAAUAAAAUGUUCAAGUUACAGUGUUUGCUCUUGUGCGUUUGCUACCUAGCUACAGUUUCCAUUGCCGGCUUAGUACCUUUCAUUGACAAAUGCAAAUGGGACGACAAAGCCUGCCUACUGGCCUCAUCGCAAAAGGCUGUCCCGUACGUUGCAGCUGGUCUAUCCGACCUGGGCAUGCCUCCUCUAGACCCAGUCCAUUUGAGCAAAGUCGUGUACAAUGAAGGAGGAUUAGCUAUCACUUUCGAAGAUAUGACUUUGACGGGACCAGCCCAGUGCAAAAUUAAGAAAGUGGAGCGCAACAUUGCCAACGACAUGUUGUUCCUUGAAGCUGAAUGCCCGAUCGAAGUACGAGGAACAUACACGGCAUCAGGCAAAAUAUUAGUAUUGCCCAUUGAAGGACAUGGACCAUUCACCGUGAAGACAAAUAAUCUCCUGAUAUCGUUGAAGGUUGCUCUCAAGUACGUCGAUGGUCAAGACGGAGUAAAGCACUGGCAGGUCGGAAAACCUGAUUACUCUUUCGAUUUCAAAGAGAAGGCCUCUUUGAUCUUCGAGAAUCUGUUCAACGGUGACAAGGAGAAAUCUGACGCGAUUCACGCCAUCUUUGAAGAAAAUUGGAAGGACUUAGUCAUGACUAUUGGCAAGGGAAUUAUGAACAACGCUAUUGACACAGUCGUCAGUACAAUCGGAGACUUUGCCACUAAAGUACCAACCAGUGAACUGGAACUUCCUUACUAAAUCACUGUUUUUGUUUUUUCUCUACCUUUUUAUUUUUUCCAAACACACUUUA